Molecule: messenger RNA, 2158 nt
Organism: Notechis scutatus (mainland tiger snake)
Lineage: Eukaryota; Metazoa; Chordata; Lepidosauria; Squamata; Elapidae
Source: RefSeq, a predicted model, not a curated record
CUUGGAAUCAAUCGAGGUCGCGACAUAUCUCUUGCCAGCCUCUCUUUGAUGCUCUUUUCUUUUGUUUUCUCCGCAGAAAGGGGUGUCCCCAUGGAUGGGAGGGACCAAGAGCCGGUAGAUGGCCGCACCCGCCAGGCAUCCCCUCCGGGGGAGAAGCCAUUCCCUUUCCCGGCGUGGGAGGAGAGCUCAGGAGACGAGAACGGGUUGGUCAUCCAUAGCCAGGUGGAGGAAGAGGAGCACAAAUGCGCCAUGUGCGGCGAGAGCUUCAGCCAGCCGCUGGGCCUGCUGCGCCACCAGAAGCAGCAACACGCCGGCGAGCGGGCCUUCGUGUGUCCUGAGUGUGGCCGGGGCUUCAGCCUCAAACAUAAUCUUAUCAUACACCAGCGCAUCCACACUGGCGAGAAGCCCUUUGCCUGCAGCGUCUGCGGGAAGCGCUUCAGCCUCAAGCAGAACCUGAUCACCCACCAGCGGGUGCAUGGUGGCCCGGCCCGCCGCCCGUUCGCCUGCCCCGCCUGCGGGAAGCACUUCCGGGAAGAACGGCUGCUCGCUGCUCACCAGAAAAGAGACUGCGAGCCGCAGCAGGAGCGGCAGGACAGCCCGGGAGACCAAACGGGAUGCGUUGCUGAGGAGGGCGAGGAGGAUUUUGUACGCCGCCGGCUCCGGGUAAAGCAUCAAGAGAAGCCCCCGCAAACCCGCGCUGCCUUUGCCCGCCGGGGUUCUGGGGAACCUUUGAGGGGGCGAAGCGGACUCACUGGCUCGCCGAGGACUCAGCAAGCCAAGGAGGAGAGCCCCAAAGCCCCGAAGACGAGGCUCCGCAGGGGGGACCACCCCUUCCAGUGCCUGACAUGCGGGAAGACCUUUUCGCAGAAAGGCAACCUGGCGGCACAUCAUCGGAGCCACCGCGAACAGGAGAGCCUCAGUUGAGGGCGGGACUGAGAGGGUGUCCUGCAGCGGUUGAGCGAUCGAAGUGGUGAUGGGGCAGCGAGCUUGAAACGGGACCAAGAGCAGGCGGACAAGAGGAAACUACAGCCCCUCCCCCUCCUGGAUCGCUCAUGGAACAUACUGGAAACAACCUCUUGACGUUCUUCAUCGUCCCUUUCCACGUACUGUAUUGGGACCAUGAACUGACACAAAACUAGAAGACACAGGGUGCUUUCCAUUUUUCUGCAUUUUUGUAUUUACCUUUUCCUUUUUUCUUUUGAUCCAUUUAUCUCCCCACCGGGUCCUGGAUCGAGUCCCACCUCCCCCUCCUUCCACAUGUUGCAUUCCGUUUUUUGUCCCUUUCUGAGGGGAAAAACCGUUUCUUCCAAAUCUGCAGAACGCUGACCAGAGCCGAAUCGCACUGAGGGGGGAGUAGAGUCAGAGCUGUGCCAAAGAGUCCAGGCCGCAGGGGGGAAAAAAAAAUAGGAGGCUCAGGAUAGCCAUUGGAUCAGCCGGCUCUGAGUUUGCAAUGGCAAGCCUCCUUGGAAGCCAUUCCCGGUGGAUUUGAACCCGAGAUCUACAGUGUGACGUGCUCGAGGACCGUUAGAAAUACUUCCGUUAACAACUACGUCAUGGAACUAGCUGGAACGUGCUGGCAACUUUGGGCCUCAAGAAUCUUACCGCAGAACAGAGGAACCCACCCAACAGAAAGUUACUCGGCGCUCCCUACUCGGCGCGGCAGUACGGUACUGUCACCGGCAUCAGUCUGGCAAAGAGAGGUCCCUUGGAAGAUCGGCAUCCGUGGAAACCAGGGAGGGAAACUCCCAAUUUGGAGGGGUUAUGUUUCCAGUGACCCCCUUCCCUUUCCCUGUGGAGAAGACCCCCCCCUCCCCGCUCUGCUUCCUGUCGCUGUCCAGCUGGGCCUCAGUUCUCGUUGCUGUGGCCUCGGCGUGUCCCUGCUGCUUGGUGGCGUUUUUGUCGUUCCUGUUGACUGUUACCAAGUUCGGCCUGUUUUAGAGGCUUUUUCAAGCACUCCUGGUUGAGCUGGACCUGUUGAACUACGGCAGAGUCCGCUGCCUUGCCUCCAGGGAGAGAGUCGGGUGUGCACGCGACUGCGGUAUACGAAGGUCUCCGAGCGGAGGGGUGAGAGAAGCAGGUCUCACCAUGCGGGGGUGGGGGGUGCAGGACAAAGGCUGGCUGGGCUCGCUCCUUCCUGCCCUCUUUCCCCCGUUCUCCC